AUGGAGUCUCUGUCAAUCCCUGAACUAAUUAGUGGACUUAUUGAUUGUGUUGCUCAGUUAAUAAGAAUAGCUGAAGAGAUUUUGCAAUUAUUUUCACAGGAACAAGUUCCUUGUGUAGAGCAAAAUGAGGUAGCAGAACAAAAUGAGGUAGCAGAACAGGUAGAAGUAGAUUCCUCUCCUUCUGAGGAAGGUUCACUACCAGACCUCGCUGACUUUUCAGACUUGGAAUCAAUACUUACAGUAAGAGAAGAAGAAGACCUAAUGUUUGAUGUAGAUCAAGCUAUGUUUGACAUGGAAAACGUAUAUGAUGAUGUACUUGCUGGUAUAAAUGAUGAUUUAAGAAGUGGAUGA
Myotis brandtii (Brandt's bat) is the source of this 351-nucleotide messenger RNA. It is a transcript of the gene TRPC5OS, whose product is annotated as TRPC5 opposite strand. The record is from RefSeq and is a predicted model, not a curated record. NCBI's taxonomy places the organism in Eukaryota, Metazoa, Chordata, Mammalia, Chiroptera, Vespertilionidae. Bases 1 to 351 code for a protein of 116 amino acids. The transcript has a single exon.